This is a messenger RNA of Trichoderma aggressivum f. europaeum, 1788 nucleotides long. RefSeq lists its product as uncharacterized. Gene Ontology annotation, biological process: urea transmembrane transport. Gene Ontology annotation, molecular function: urea transmembrane transporter activity. The transcript is spliced from 4 exons. Lineage: Eukaryota; Fungi; Ascomycota; Sordariomycetes; Hypocreales; Hypocreaceae. Gene Ontology annotation, cellular component: plasma membrane. The record is from RefSeq and is a predicted model, not a curated record. The coding region runs from base 1 to 1788 and encodes 595 amino acids.
AUGCUUCGCCUUGCAAGAGCGACGGAUGGCGAUGCCGUCUGCCCACCUCUGCCACAGGCAGCAGGUUAUGUCGUUGUGAUUGCAAUUGGGUUCCUGAUUGCCUUUAUCAUGAUAUUUACAACACACUUAUUGAAGAAAACUGUCGGAGAAGACAACAAGACCACGGAAAUGUUCAUGACAGCUAACCGGUCUGUCGGUACAGGGUUGACAGCUUCGGCUGUCGUAUCAUCAUGGCUCUGGAGUACUGCCAUGUUAGGAAGCACCCUUGUGGGGUACAACUUUGGUGUUGCGGGACCAUUUUGGUUUGCUGCUGGUUGCUCGCCCAUGAUUGUUUUCUUUGCUCUACUCGGUAUAGCAUGCAAACUGCGCGUACCCGAAGCUCAUACGCUACUUGAAAUUGUAAGAAUACGGUACGGUACAGCAGGACACAUUGUGUGGAUUGCGCUAUGCUUGAUCAACAACAUCAUUGCUAUUGCCAACAUGCUUCUUGGGGCAAGUGCAGCUAUAACGGCUCUCACUGGAAUGCAUAUUAUUGCGGCAACCUUUUUGCUUCCUGUCGGCGUCAUUCUCUACACUUUCGUCGGCGGCAUCAAGGCAACUUUCCUAACAGAUUAUUUUCACACUUUUGUGAUCACCGUCAUAAUAUGUUUCUUCACUAUCAAGACUUUCACCGUUCCAGAGAUUGGUUCCCCUGCUGGGCUAUUCGAGCUCAUCGUCAAGGCUGGCCAAGAUCAUCCCGUACCUGGAAAUGAAGGUGGUUCAUAUUUGACCAUGACCAGCAAAAAUGCUAUUCUUUUUGGCAUCAUCCACAUCUUGGCCAAUUUUGGUCUUGUCAUCAUGGACACCGGCUUCUUCGCAAAAGCUUUCAGCGCUGCUCCUCAGGCGGUUGUUCCCGGAUACAUAGUUGGGGGCAUUGCUUACUUCGCGAUUCCAUGGUGCCUUGGCACGUUAAUGAGCUUCUCAGCUCUUGGUUUGGAAAAUACAGCACGAUUCCCAACAUACCCUCGAAGAAUGACUCCAGAAGAAGUUUCCAAUGGCCUGGUGAUGCCUUAUGCCGCGUAUGCCAUUGCUGGAAAAGGAGGAGCCGUUGCCGUUCUGUUAGUCACCUUUAUGGCUGUUACGUCGACCAUCAGCGCCCAAGUCAUCUCUGUAUCUUCCAUCAUCAGCUUUGACAUCUAUCGCCAAUAUUUCAACAAGGCCGCUACAGACAGGGAUGCCAUUCGAUGGAGCCACAUUGGAGUCGUAUUCUUUGGAUUGUUUUCUGCAGCCUUCUCAACCGCUCUUUUCUACGGAAACGUGAACCUCGGCUGGACAUUGUACAUGCUCGGGGUUUUGACGUGUCCCGGAAUCUUUCCCACUGUAUUCACCAUUCUCUGGAAGAGGCAAUCUUGGGCCGCCGCCAUCGUAUCGCCAUUACUGGGAAUGGCUACCGGAAUUGCCGUUUGGCUCGGCUCAGCUCAUGCUCUAUAUGGCGAAGUCACUGUAGCUUCGACUGGACAAAGUUUGCCCUGUGUUUACGGAACUGUGGCAUCAGCGCUAAGCCCAGCACUCUAUUCUAUUGUCAUCUCCCUCAUUAAGCCCGCCAAUUAUGACUGGGCAGACUUCCGAAAAGAGCGAUUGGCUUUUAGCAAAACAAACACUGCUGAUCCUCAAGUAACUACUGACUCCAAAACUCCCGCGGUCACGGUAUCGGAUUACUCAGAAGAUGCGGCCAGAUUUUCGAAAUGGGGAAAAAUUGCCGCUUUCUGGGCGGCUGCAACUUUCUUGGGUCAUUGGGUUCUAUGGUAA